Molecule: messenger RNA, 1248 nt
Organism: Trichoderma atroviride IMI 206040
Lineage: Eukaryota; Fungi; Ascomycota; Sordariomycetes; Hypocreales; Hypocreaceae
Source: RefSeq, a predicted model, not a curated record
AUGAAGUUUGUUGAUGUGACGGCGAGGACGACGCAGGGGGCGAGAUCAGCGAGAAAGAAGUUGAAGGAUACUUCGGAGCGUAGUCUAUCGCACUCCUAUUCAUCAUCAGAUUCUUCUUCUUCGUCCUCGUCAUCGCAACCGGGCCUCACAAACGCCGUCUUGCGACGAAAACAGCAGCAGCAGCAGGAACUGCUACCUUUUCCGACAUUCAACUUCUCCAUCCCCCCCGAGUCGGUCGCCCAGGUCUUCUUUUUCCGGCACUAUUCCAUUACGGGAUCGAUCCGGCAUUACGAAAUGCAAAAGGACUCUGCAAUGUCGGCGCUUAAGAUGAUGGGCAUUGUGGCUGUGGGCAUGGCCGGGCUGGCGAUAUCCAAGCAAGACCCGGAUAUCAUGGCGCUAGCGAGGAGAAAGUAUGGAUCGACGCUGCUCUCGAUUAAUGAGGCGAUCAAAACUCGCGAGGAGGUGGCCAAAGAGAGUACGGUGGCGGCGGUGACGCUGCUGGCCAGAUUUGAGGCCAUGGGCUCGAUCAUUAAACGGAUGCCUGCCCCUGCCCACAUUCGCCAGAUUGUACAGUCAUCUCCUCUUUUCAAAGCUGAAGCCGAAAUGGAACCAGCGACUCGCCUCUUCGACAUUGUAUGUAAACUGGCAGACCUGCACUCUUCAAGUAAUGAAGCACCCGGGGUUAACCACCUUGCUGAGAAAAUCUCGGCCGCCAUGAGCAUCGAAAAGGAGCUGCUCGCUUGGAAAUCACACCUCCCCGAGCGGUGGAAGUAUUCCUCCGGCGAGAACAAGCUUGACAAAGCCUAUGGAUCCCCUUGCCACGUCUAUGCAUGCCCCUGGCAGUCUUACAUCUGGAACCACUAUCGCAUUUGCCGACGUACUACCCACGCCGCGCUCUUACACUACCUGGAGACUCUCGCGUUACCCGUCACUCAGGCGCAUCCCGCGCUUAUUGACGCGUGUGCCUCGCAGCAGGAGGCUUCACGCGAGAUCCAAGCGGCUAUGAUGCGUGAAUUACGCGCGAGUAUGCCCUACAUUUUAGAUUUUUACGAUAAAUCAAAGGGCAAUAGCAGGCUGUUUCCGCAACACUCGGGGGUGUUUGGUCUGCUUGCCUCUAUCCAGGCCAUGAUGGGAGUGGCAGAUAUCUGUGAAGAGGAUGCGGAGUGGUUGUGUGUCAUGUGUAGGUAUAUAGCGAGUCGGUUGGGCAUUGGGCUAGCUAUGGUGAUGGAGAGGUGUCUUCAGGGGUAG